AUGGCCUCCAAGGAGACUGUAUCACAAAAACGAAGAAAGAGACAGAGCAAAAGGUCUGCAAAAGUUGAAGAACUAGCACCUGCAGAGUUUGAGGUGGAAAAAGUAUGGUCAUUCAUAAAUUCUGAUGAAUCUGGUUCACCUCCAAGUGAAUUUGAAGAUAGGAAUGGCUUUGCUAGGGGUCUGAAACCGGAAGAAAUCAUUGGUGUCACAGAUGUUUGUGGAGAAUUGAUGUUCCUCAUGAAAUGGAAAAAUGCAGAUGAAGUUGAGUUGGUGCUGACAAAAGAGGCUAAGACUAAAUGCCCUCAACUUGUAAUUGCUUUUUACCAAGAAAGACUAAAUUGGAAUGGAAGAUGA
Molecule: messenger RNA, 354 nt
Organism: Dipodomys spectabilis (banner-tailed kangaroo rat)
Lineage: Eukaryota; Metazoa; Chordata; Mammalia; Rodentia; Heteromyidae
Product: chromobox protein homolog 3-like
Exons: 2
Coding region: 1-354 (117 amino acids)
Biological process (GO): negative regulation of transcription by RNA polymerase II; chromatin organization
Cellular component (GO): nucleus; pericentric heterochromatin
Molecular function (GO): chromatin binding
Source: RefSeq, a predicted model, not a curated record